This is a messenger RNA of Saccoglossus kowalevskii, 1152 nucleotides long. Its product is annotated as RYamide receptor-like. Gene Ontology annotation, biological process: G protein-coupled receptor signaling pathway. Gene Ontology annotation, molecular function: tachykinin receptor activity. The record is from RefSeq and is a predicted model, not a curated record. Lineage: Eukaryota; Metazoa; Hemichordata; Enteropneusta; Harrimaniidae. Gene Ontology annotation, cellular component: plasma membrane.
AUGGCAAUGUCAUACCGGAAAGCUGUCAACGCUAAUAUCACGGAUGUACUAUCGUUACACAAUACUACCGAAGAUAAUUCUGUAGUUGUCUUUCAAGAGCCGCCCAUGAUGGAGUACUAUCAGCCGCUGUGGUUGCAAGUUAUACUCGCGAUACUCUACGCAUGUACAUCGUUACUAGCCGUUAUCGGUAAUCUUGUAGUGUGUUACAUCGUACUCGGGAACCCGCGUAUGCGUACGGUGACCAACUAUUUCAUCGUCAACCUGGCUAUCAGUGACAUUCUCAUGGCUGUAUUGUGCGUUAAUCUUACGUUUUACUACAGUAUCAAUUUUCACUGGCCGUUUGGAUUUGUUAUGUGUGCAUUGGUUCAGUACGUUCAAAUGGUAUCCGUCUCGAUCAGUAUAUUUACAUUGGUUGCUAUUAGCCUAGACCGCUACGUCGCGAUUAUACACCCCCUACGACCGAGAAUGACCCGCAAACAAGCUUUCAUUAUAAUGAUUAUAAUUUGGGUGUUAGCAGGUGGUAUCAGUCUUCCUGCAGGCAUCAACAGUAAAAUAGACACUCAUUCAAAUUCAUCGACCAUAGUAUGCAAGGAAACAUGGCCAACCAACAUACAACGAUCAAUUUAUACAAUCACUCUGAUGAUCUUACAAUAUUUUUUGCCACUGGUGAUACUUUCUAUCACGUAUUCCAUCAUUGGAUAUGCUAUUUGGGGUCGAAAACCACCAGGAGAGAGGGAGAGACACAGAGAUGCCAGACAAGCGGAAUCCAAGAAAAAGCUUGUCAAGAUGUUUGCGCUGAUAGUGUUGAUAUUUGCUUUGUGUUAUUUACCCAUCCACACUUUCAACUUACUGUUGGACUACCAGCCUGAUAUUGGACAUUUCCACUACUUAAAAGUGGUUUAUUUUGCAGUACAUUGGACGGCAAUGAGUAACUGUGUCUACAAUCCUUUCGUAUAUUGCUGGAUGAAUGCCAAGUUCAGAAACGGAUUUAAAUACGUAUUUCGUUUCUUACCGUGUGUUCGCUACUAUACACCAAAAGUGAAGAAACCUUUGAAAAGAAUUAACACUUACUCCACACAGAUGGGAAGUGUUAAUGUGACAAUACGCAAAGAGAUCUGUUUAGCUACAUAUAAUAAAGGUGGUGCUCAAUAA